This is a messenger RNA of Closterium sp. Naga37s-1, 4663 nucleotides long. The record is from the annotation of a GenBank genome assembly. NCBI's taxonomy places the organism in Eukaryota, Viridiplantae, Streptophyta, Zygnematophyceae, Desmidiales, Closteriaceae.
ACCCACACACACGAGCAUGGCUGGCGCUGCUGGCGGCGGAGCGGGGGGGCGCGGAGGGUCCGCGCGCGGGGGGUCCGCGCUGGCGCAAGAGCUGCUGCUGUACGUGUGCAGCGCGGGGAUCAGCGCGCUCGUGCUGCUCUUCACGUUCCGCCAGCUGGACCCCAACCGCGCGCAGGCUAAGCUCGCCAAGCAGCGGAAAAGGGAGAUCGCCAAGCGACUGGGUCGGCCGUACAUCGAAACCAACACGUAUGAGGACGUGAUAGCAAACGAUGUGAUCAACCCACAGGACAUCCACGUCACAUUUGACUCAAUAGGCGGCCUGCAGCACGUGAAGGCGUCUCUUCACGACCUUGUCAUUUUGCCCCUGCAGCGACCCGAGCUCUUUGCACAGGGGCGCCUGUUGCGACCACAGAAGGGUGUGCUGCUCUUCGGCCCGCCAGGCACUGGUAAGACGCUGCUGGCGAAGGCGAUUGCCAAGGAGUGCAGAGCGGUGUUCAUCAACGUGCGGAUCGCCAACCUCAUGAGCAAAUGGUUUGGGGAUGCUCAGAAGCUAGUCACAGCGGUGUUUACGCUAGCCCACAAGCUGCAGCCAGCCAUUAUUUUCAUCGACGAGGUGGAGUCCUUCCUGGGGCAGCGGCGGAACACGGAGCACGAGGCGGUUACCAGCAUGAAGACGGAGUUCAUGUCGCUGUGGGACGGCUUCAGCACUGACGACACGGCACGGGUGAUGGUACUAGCAGCCACCAACCGCCCCUGGGAGCUGGACGAGGCCAUUCUCAGGCGCCUGCCCCGCCACUUUGAGAUUCCCCUGCCGGAUUUAGCCGGCCGCACCAGCAUCCUGGAAGUGAUCCUGCGGGACGAGGACGUGGAUGAGGACUUGGACUUGCAGGAGAUCGCCUCUCUAUGCGCGGGCUACAGCGGGUCUGAUCUCACAGAGCUGUGCAAGCAGGCGGCGUACCUGCCUCUUCAUGACUUUCUGGAGGAGGAGCGGAGAGCGCUGCAGGGGAAGGGGAAGGACCCCACCUCCCAGCGCCCCCUCGCCCGGGCGGACUUCCUGCGAGUGCUUAGCGAGUCCCGCCCGUCCCGAGACGCCGCCUUUGACUAUCUGCGCAAGCGCAGCAGCAGCAGCGCCAGCCUGCCGCACCUGGGAGAGGACCUUAUCCCCACUGCUGCCACCACCAAUGGCACCGCCUUUCCCUCGUACCCUUAUGCGAAUGGAGGGGCGCUCACGCCGCCCAUGGCUGCUGGUGGUGCUUCGCAAGCAGCACAGCAGGCGGAUUUGAUGCGGCUGCUGUUUCAGGCGGCAAUGGCCUCGGCUUUGCAACCGCAAGCGAUGCAACCGCAAGCGUCACAGCCACAGUCCAUGCAAGCACAGGGAGGGGAGCAGCAGAGCGUGCAACAGCAAGGGGUGUCCCAGCAGGCCUUGCAAUCAAGUGAAGGGGAGAUGGGCUUCGGAAACAGUGCUCCUGCCGGUGCUGGUUCCGCUGAUGCUGCUGGUGCUGCUGUAGGUAGUGGUGGUGGCGACGCGGACGGCAGUGAUGUUUCUGGUGAUGAUUGUGGAAGCGACCACGCGGACGACGCGGCAAAUGCGGACGACGCGGACGACGCGGACGACGCAGACGAUGCGAACCACGCCUACGACGCGGACGGCGACGAUACGGCGAGGAACGGCGCCCGAAUGACUGGAACGGGGUUCCUUCCUCUGCUAAUGCAAAAGAGUUCUCGCGGGUCGUCGCGCAACGGCGGCGACGCGGACGACGACGACACGGCGAGCACCGCGUCGUCGUCGAGCGACCUUCCCGCCGUGUACUCCGGCGCGCGCGACGACGUCUACUGCGCGGCGACGGCCACGGAAGCGCUUCUAGACGCGCUGCAGGAGAAGCGGUCGACAACUCGCGAGGCGGCGCUCAAAGGGCUGGCGACGACUCUGGCGUCGCAAGUGCACGGGGAGCUGGUGCAGGACAAGUUCGACACUCUCACGCAGGGUUUUCUCUCGUGCCUUAGAAAGGGCAAGGCGCCCGAGCAAGUUCUCGCUGCCCGAUGCCUUGGUCUGCUGGCGCUCACCCUAGGGGCGUCUGACUCGUGCGAGGAGCUGCUCUCCUCGUCGCUGCCGCAUCUGAGCAAGCUGGCUCGCGCUGCUGGCUGUGCCGCCACCCGCGUUGCUUGUCUAGACGCCAUGGCCAUCAUCACGUUCGUGGGGGCCAUGGACGCACACGCCACAGAGGAAAGCAUGAGCCUUCUGUGGCUCGUUGCGAACCCUCAGGGCGCCAGCAAGGCGGUGGUACCAGCAACAGUGAGGGGAUCAGCCAUCAGCAACUGGACCCUGCUGCUCUCCACACUGCCCUUCUCGCAGCUCUCGCAGUUCCACACUCGCAGUGAGCUGGAAGUUCUAUCCCGCUGUCUGCAAGACGCGGACUUGAGCGUGAGGGGGGCGGCAGGCGAGGCCAUAGCCCUCGUGCACGAGCACUGCCCUGCAGACGCUAUAGAGGAGAGCGGUGCAGGCUCGGGAGGAGGUUCGGCGAAUGGCUUGGCAAACGGUGGUGUGGAGAGCAGUGACUCGGAUGACUCUAUCGUGGAUGGGGUGGUGCUGCCUGAUAAACCCGUGGGCGGAGGGCGUCAGGGCAGUGCGACGGUACAGAGGGCGGUGGAGCAGAUGCAGCAGCUGACGGUGGGCAGCAGCAAGCAGAUGACCAAGAAGGACCGCCUGUCCCAGCGCCUGGCGUUCCGGGAGAUUUUAGGGUCUAUCAGGGACAACGGGCGAUGCUCAGAGACUGUCAUCAGGCUGAAGCACGGCGACUCACUGCGCGUCGACACGUGGACGCUGACAGUGCAGCUGAAUGCUCUCCGGAGGUUCCUAGCAGACGGCUUCCAACGCCAUUUGCAGGAGAACGAGUUGCUGCACCAGGUCUUCAGCUACCAGCCUCGCAUGGAGAAGAAGGAGGUCUUCCAAACUGCCGUGCAGAAGCGUAUGAUCCUCUCUCCCAACUCUGAGGCCAGCCGUAACCGCUCCGUGGCUCGCAGGCGCAGCCGUCUCGCAGCACAGGUCUUGGAGGUUCCGUGUUCCCGCGGCCACGUGGAUGGACCGCACAUGCCGUGCCACAUAUCCAGGCCCAGCAAGUCUCAGACUCCUGAGUGGACGCACCUCGAGAACUCCCAUAACCUCCAAUUCCGUGGCGGCAGCGGUGAUCAUGCAUUGACUACUACCAACUCGUCCGAGACUCCUAACAGCCCGCCACGGGAAUCAGUGGAGCGGCUAUACGAGGCUGGAUUCGGGUCAUGCGGCUUUCCAGAUAUUGCUGACGACAGAGAGUGCGUAGCAGAUCUCGCAGCCUACCCCGAGCUGAAUGUGCAUAGCGGUUCCCCCACCGUGCGCCGCUUGGCGUGCCUGGCGCACACCUAUCUGCGCCCGUGGAUGGGCAUCCCCGGGGUGAAAAAGGGCAUGGGGGCGCGAGGAAUGAUCAGCCCGCGUCUUCUCAAUCGGAUGGGACGCAUGGCCAGCGUGCUCUCGUGCUCCGGACACGUGCGCAUAGUCAACGGGGAGAUCUUCUUCCGCCUCGGUGGCUUCGAGUUCUUUUGGUACCGCAUGCGCCGCUUCGUCUUUUCAAUCCUCAUGAUCAAGGAGGCCAUUGCAAAGUACAACCUGCACUCUCUCAGCGCCGAGUUCUUCAUCAGCACCUGCGACAUGCACGUCAGCAAAGCCUCUUCCAUCGCCGAUCGCCGCGCCGGCCUCCCCAUUUUCAGCCCGCACGGCGCGCCUGGCAGCAUCGACAUACUCUACCCCGACCCGGUGGAUCUAAGCAAGAGUUAUUUCCAUACCGGGGAGGAUGCUGUGCCGUGGGAACAGAAGCAGAGCCGGGCCGUCUUUCGCGGCGGGAUGACCAACUUCCACGUCAGCUACGACACGCAGUGGCGAGCCAGCCCUCGGUUCCGCGUGCAUCGGAUGUCUCAAUUGCGUCCCGACAUCCUCGACGCAAAGGUUGUUGAGAACCACCUGAACGCGGCUGUGAAUGGGGAGCUUCUAGAGAGCUUGCGGCAGGAUGGGAUCGAGAUGGGCGAACGCCUCGAUCCGUCGCAGCAGCUGGGGUACAAGUAUGAGCUGGAUGUUGAUGGGGGGACCGGCAGCGGACGCGUGUGCAAGAUCCUGUCAAGCAAACAGAUGAUGAUCAAGCAGAUGAGCGAGUACUCUCAGUACUUUGACCCCCUACUGUGUCCCAACCAGCACUUUGUCCCCACACACCGAUACUUCUCCAAUCUGUACCAGCAGAUCGAAUGGGCACGGGACCACGACCAGGAAGCGCAGCAAAUCGUGAAGCAGGCCAAUCAGCUUGCGGGCGAGGUGUGCACGUGGGAAAGCCGUCGCCUCUACUGGGCGAUUCUACUGGUCAAGUAUGCAGCCAGCGCUAUGGAACACCCCAGCCAAGUCGUUCGCCCGGACACGUACCAGUGCGAGACUCGUCUUAUCCAAGAUGACGUGGAGAACAACUCAGUUUGCUCGAAACAGAAGCCGGAUGUUUGGCCUCCUAGGUGCAAGACACCAGAUGAGGACACAAACCAGCCACAGUGCACACAUUUCUGUGUGGGGAACAUGUUUGAGACCAAGUGGAAAUGGCUCACAACGGAUAUUCUGGAUGAUAUCCAGGUUUUUAAGCCCAAGAGUAUCUAG